AUGGGUCGAUUACAGGAAAAUUGGGCCGGCCAGGACCUCUUGGAACUGGUAUAUAAGCACUUGAACCUCUUGGAGACAGCAUACUUUGGCCUGCGAUACAUCGAUGCAACGGGACAAACGCAAUGGGUGAACCCGGUCAAGAAGCUGUAUCGACAAGUGAAAGGUUCGAGUUCAUCUAGUCUGUUCUUCGGUGUGAAGUUCUAUGCCUCUGACCCCUGCAAGCUCGUGGAAGAGAUAACAAGGCAAGUGUACCAGUUUUUCCUUCAAGUGAAGCAGGAUAUCCUCCAGGGUCGACUUCCUAUUCCCUUCGACCUUUCCGUGGAACUUGGGGCCUACGCAAUACAAUCGGAGCUGGGAGACUUCGACGCCCGAAGGCACGUUCCUGGUUAUGUGUCCGAGUUCAAGCUCUUUCCCAAUCAGACCGAGGAACUUGAGGCGCAAAUCGCCGAUAGGCAUCGAACCCUCAUUGGUCAAGUUCCGGCGGUGGCAGAGCGCAACUUCCUGGAUAAAGUCAAAUGGCUCGAACUCUAUGGCCUCGAUCUCCAUCCUGUCCUCGGAGAGGAUUGCACGGAGUACUUCCUUGGUUUGACUCCGAGUGGGGUCAUGGUUCUGAAAAACAAAACCAGAGUUGGUUACUACUUCUGGCCUCGCAUUACCAAAGUGUACUUCAAGAAACGAUACUUCAUGCUCAGGGUGCGGGACAAGGCAAAUGAGGAGAGGACGUAUGGUUUUGAAACUCCAUCAAAGGGAGCAUGCAGGCAUCUGUGGAGAUGUUGCGUUGAGCACCAUGCCUUCUUCAGGCUCACUCAGGUCCCCAAUUCCCCAACUCCAAAUAAGACCUUCUCCUUCUCAUCUAAGUUUCGCUAUAGUGGGAGGACAGAGAAGCAGACGAUGGAAGCGGCGAGGUCUAGUCUGAGGACUCCUCCAGAAUUCCCCAGACAGUCCUGGAGGAGACACGCACCGCCUAAUCAUCGCAUCGUGGAAGGAGCCCAAGACGAUGACGUGAAGGAGUGCGGCGAGAAGAGGGAAGGACGAGGAGGAACACCCACACCCCGCCCUAUCAUAUCCAUUCCUCAAUCAUCUACUCCUGGGUUGGUGAGGGAUGCAAGGGCGGAUUCCCCCAGAAGCACGAGGAGCUAUCCAUGGAAUGAUCCAAGACAGGUUCGUGGCCUCUACAGCAAUCAGAGUCCCAGAUCGGUUCGCUCUGCCGAGGCCGGCAGAAGACAAGGACACGACCGGACCCGCAGUUCCAGCGUGGAAAGCGGAGAUUCUUCCCUUGACUCAAGCCAUCGACACUGUCGCAAACGACACCAUGGGCAUGGAAGUCGGCAUAAUUCGGACAACGAAAGCGAGAAGUCCCACAACACCCAUCGGUCAUCUCGACAUAACGGAGAUUCCGGAUCGGAAUCGGAAAGCCGGAAGAGGUCUCACCGUCAUCAUCACCAUCGCAGGCGCCACCGAGACGACUACGAGUUGGUGGAUUCAGCGCAGCAGUGGGCAGCCGUGCAAGAAAGUCUGCAGAGCGGCGGGGCAGCCCAGGCGGUCGUCAGGGAUCUCUCUCAAGCCGAAAGAGCACACCAAGCCGUUGUCAGGGAUCUCUCUCACGGCGAAAGACACAGGCCUAAGUCCGGUUACAUGCCCUCUGGAAGAGAAACGGAAUCUGAAGCCAGUUUCCAGCACAGGAGACGCCAUCGCCGGCACAGGUCUCGCUCCCACUCACCGGCUGAGGGGAAGACGAGAGGCAUGCUGUCGGAAGAAGUACGCCAGAAGAUCGACUUUGACCUCGUUGAGCCUUCACCUGAUCAACUAAAGGACAUCCCUUACACUAAAGUCGAAACUGCCGGCAGACCUUUGAAGAUCCGAUAUUCUCCUGUCGCUCGUAAGGUGUACGUCAAGAAACAGGCCGCAAGUGAGAUGGCGGAGAAGAAUGGAAUGGGAAGGAGGUUGCCCGGGGAAGGAGAAGGCGAAUCGCCUCCACCCCCCUACAGCCCUCCAGUUGCCACAGCCCCACCAGCCCCACUGCCAACCGAGGCUCAAGCCCUCGAUCUUCCCAGCCCUUCCUCAUCCGACAGAAGCAGCAGCACUGUCCAGACGGCAAUAGCUCGGUCAUCGUAUGUGCCAACGACGAUGUUGAGCAAGCCAAUGCAGAGUGUCUCCGUGUCGGAUCUGAUGGAGGCGAAUGUCUCUGCCUCCUACAUGUCUUCGGCUUCAACCACUGCCCUCCAUUUCUCUCCUAUCGUUGGAAGCCUUCCUCGUCACUAUAACAAUUCUUCAGCCGCCAUUAACGGAGCCUGGAAUCCGAACUUCCUCCGAAAUCCCUAUGGGAAGAACCCUUCUACUCCCAACGGAAACUUUCAGGAUUCUCAGCAGCAGAGGAUCCUACAGCAAUCUCUGGGGGGUGGAGGAGGAGGAAGUCCGAAGUCCUCAACGCCGAUAUCCAGCGUGCCGUCUGUGCCUGAGCCCCUUCUCCCGAGGGGAUCUCCCAUUACGCCUGGUCUACAUUCCCUUCCUCCGAAAGGAUCGCCAAUGACUCCUGGUCUCCAUUCCCUUCCCCCAAAGGGAUCACCCAUUACGCCUGCUCUCCAUUCCCUUCCCCCAUUUCAGCAACCUCGACCUCAACCCAUCUAUCAAAAUGGGCCUAUUUCCCUCAAGAGUCAAUACGAUGUGCCAAGCAAUCAAGGACAGCCCAGCUACAACAACAACAACAAUCUCCUGCGGUUUUUGCCAGGGAACAGGUCCUCUCCCCUCAGCAUCUGCCUUCCUACAAGCCCAUUUAUGAGCAACAUCCAACAGCCUGGAAGUCUUUGGCACCCUAUCAACCUGGGCUGUCUACGCUGCAACGAGCAUCAAGCCAAGAAAUGAGCACAGAACUGUGAUCGUGAUGUUUUCAUACUGUUGUAAUAUGUGACACGUGAUGCUGUUAUGUUUUUUUUUUAGAUUUGGAUUUUCGCCCUUGUAAACUCAGCAACCAUGGU
Messenger RNA from Darwinula stevensoni, 2975 nucleotides. The record is from the annotation of a GenBank genome assembly. NCBI's taxonomy places the organism in Eukaryota, Metazoa, Arthropoda, Ostracoda, Podocopida, Darwinulidae.